UAUGCGUUUGCCAAGUCAGCCCUUGCUGACACAGUGCAGAUAUGGUGUUAUAUCGCAGAUGCCGGUUACAGGCGAAGUCAUGAACCCAUUGACAGACCUAUCUCAGCCUCGCGAUGUUGCAGACGAGGCAUCUCCUGGUUAUUACAUAUCAAAGCUGGCUAAUGGUAUCUCGGUCGAACUUGCAGCUACACCUCAUGCCGGACUUUAUCAAUACGAAUUCCCGGCAAACGAGUCGUCGUCAGUCGUUGUGGAUGUUUCUCACGUGUUGCCGAGUUUCAGAGGUUUCGGAUGGGAGCAGCACUACUCGGGUGGGAAUUUCACUGUGUAUCCGGACAACCACUACGAAGGCUCCGGAACGUACAACAAUGGAUGGAACCUUUCCCCGGACUGGAUCAUAUACUUCUGCGGAAAAUUUGACGCCAUACCUAUUUCGAAGAAGACGUUCAAGGGCACCGACGAAACCCUCGACGCUUACGACGAGUCCCCGAGUGUAGCUGGAAUCGAGCGGUUGGGUGGUGUCUUCCAAUUCAAUGAAGGUAGCAUCAAAUCUCGCGUGGGAGUGUCUUUUAUAUCGGCAGAAAAGGCGUGUCAGAACCUCGACGAUGAGAUUAAGAACAGUACUACACUGCAGGCACUAGUGGACACGACGGUCAACAGAUGGGAAGAAGACAUCUACAGUAAAGUUCAAGUUUCUGGAGCCAGCGAAUCGGAUAUGCAGCUGCUGUAUAGUUCUUUGCAUGGCAUGUUCCUGAUACCCUCGAAUCGAACAAACGAAAACCCGGGCUGGGGUGAAACCGAACCUUACUACGAUGACAUCUUCACAUUUUGGGACCUCCAUCGAUGCCACACUUCGUUAUUUCAGAUCCUUCAUCCCACCGCGCACGAAGAAUUUAUACGCUCAUUAAUAUCGGUCUGGAAACACGAAGGCUUCAUGCCCGAUGCGCGGUCAUCCAAUUUCAACGGGCGUGUUCAAGGUGGAUCAAAUGCAGACAACGUCCUCGCAGACGCUUAUGUCAAGGGGGUUCGAGGAAUGGUAGAUUGGGAAGAAGGAUUCUUAGCCAUGCAGGCAGAUGCGGAGAAUGUACCACCACCCAACAAUGAUCCAUUCGCGCCCGACUCGUCUACCAAGGAAGGACGAGGAGCGCUUCCAGAUUGGCUCGAACACGGCUGGAUCACACCCACGUACACCCGCGCCGUCACCCGUGCCAUCGAAUAUUCGACCAAUGAUUUCGGCCUGCACCAAGUUGCCUCUGGCUUGGCUAAAACUGAAGAAGCAGAGUUAUACCUCAACCGCUCUCGCAACUGGCGCAACCACUGGAAUCCGGCGGCUUCAUCGAACAACCACAGUGGGUUUGCAGUGCCGCGUCUGGCUGAUGGCACGUUUCUUGAACAGGACCCCACGGACUGUGGAGGGUGUUAUUGGGGAGACGCUUACUACGAAGAUAACGCGUGGGUGUACAGCAUGAACGCCAUUCACGACGUGUACAAGCUGAAGGAACUUGUGGGUGACGAUGCAAAGUUUGUGGAUCGCAUCGAUAAACUGUUCGAUUUGGAUAUCUUCGAUUACGGCAAUGAGCCGGCGUUUACGAGUGCGUAUCUGUACAACUUUGUCAAAGGCGAACAGUGGAGGAGCGUGGAGAGGAGCAGACAGAUUGGACAGCAGUAUGAUUCGGGGCCUGCUGGUUUGCCUGGUACGUCGAUUCGCAAGCACCUUCGCGACAAUAGUCGCUAGGCUUUCAAACAUUCAGGUUGGCGUAGUACUGACUUUGUUCGUUCAGGCAACUCAGACGCCGGAGCAAUGGAAAGCAACAUCCUCGUAAGUGCAGCGCCUUUUUUGUUUCUUUC
Periconia digitata is the source of this 1845-nucleotide messenger RNA. NCBI's taxonomy places the organism in Eukaryota, Fungi, Ascomycota, Dothideomycetes, Pleosporales, Periconiaceae. The record is from the annotation of a GenBank genome assembly.